Messenger RNA from Lottia gigantea (owl limpet), 1551 nucleotides. RefSeq lists its product as hypothetical. NCBI's taxonomy places the organism in Eukaryota, Metazoa, Mollusca, Gastropoda, Lottiidae. Gene Ontology annotation, molecular function: nucleic acid binding; 3'-5' exonuclease activity. The annotation marks the transcript as partial. The record is from RefSeq and is a predicted model, not a curated record. The transcript has 10 exons. Gene Ontology annotation, cellular component: nucleus; cytoplasm. Gene Ontology annotation, biological process: nucleobase-containing compound metabolic process.
GUGCUGGGACUAGAUUGUGAAUGGGUUAUGGAUAGAGAAAAUAAUAUCACAUAUCCUGUAGCUCUAUUACAAUUAGCUACAUAUCAAGGCCUCUGUAUUCUUAUACGCUUAAACCUAAUGGAGAAUAACAUUCCAAAAUCUUUGUUGAAAAUAUUAAGUGAUAGAAGUAUUCUGAAAUGUGGUGUAGCAGUAAAUGAUGAUGGUAAUAAAUUAUAUAAAGAUUAUGGUAUAACAGUUUCAGGCUGUGUAGAUUUAAGACAUAUCUUACCUAGAGUAAGGGGCAUGUAUCAGUGCAAAUCAAAAGGUUUAAAAGGAUUAUCUGAAGCCAUAUUAGGAUUUUCUAUUUAUAAAGAUUCUACAAUUCGAUGUGGAAAUUGGGAAGCUGAUGUCCUUUCAGAAAAACAGGUUAAGUAUGCAGCUUUAGAUGCCUUAGUUGGAAUAGAUAUUUACACAAAGUUGGUUAUGACCAAAUUAUUGGGUUAUAUUCCUACCAAAAAACAACUUGAAACACAAGUCUACUGUAACCAUGACUAUUUCAUGACAAGUAAAUCAUUAUCACAAGGUUUGGUUGAUGUUCCUUACAAAAGAAAUUUCUAUGAUGGAGAUUCAUUAUCACAAGUAAGAAACAGAUGUCAUUAUCAAACUACUUGUAGCCCUGUUGUUAGGGUGGGGUCUGUGGGGGCUUGGCCCCAGAAAACAAAUCUCACCAGUAAAAAGAAUAAAGUUGAUAGUUUACGAUCAUAUUCCUCACGACAAAGACCUCUCUAUCAUAAUUGUCAGUUAGAGGCACCAGACGGUCAAAUGUUAUGUACUUGUGAUGUUAAAAAAGCUCAAUGGUAUAUAAUGAAAGAUUUAGGAUAUAAGGUGAAAGAUGAUCCUUUAACUGUAAGAUUAAAAUUUGAACCUUCAGGCAGACCAGAAUCUGAGAAUAAUUAUUAUUUACAGUUUAAAGAUAAUAUGUGUGUAGUCUGUGGUAGAUCAGAAUCAUACAUCAGGAAAUUUAUAGUUCCACAAGAAUACAGAAAAUUUUUUCCAUAUCAUAUAAAAGCUCAUACAUCUCAUGAUGUUUUGUUAUUAUGUCCAUCAUGUCAUCAGAUAAGUUCACAAAAUGAUUCCGAAUUCAGACUGACAUUAGUUGAAGAAUGUUCAGCACCAUUAGGAGCAGGAAGUAGUUCCAAAUCUACACAGGACCAUGAACUUCAAAAAAUAAAAGGAGCAGCAAAAGCUUUGGUGUUAAACAAAGACAAAAUACCAGAAAAAAGAGUUGAAGUGUUAGAAUCUGUAGUAAAGGAAUUUUUUAAUGUUGAAGAACUAUCUGAUGAUUUAUUACAUGAAGCUAUGGACAUGGAUAUCAGGGUAUUUAAUGCUUCAUAUGUACCUCAUGCUCAGAAAGUGGUUGAAUAUAUGAAAAAACAUGGUGGUUUAUUAGAAUUCGAGAAAAGAUGGCGAAAACAUUUUGUGGAGAAGAUGAAACCAAAUUAUCUACCUCCUUUUUGGUCUGUUGAUCAUACACAUCAACAAGUUUUAAAAUUAUAUGGAGUAGAUGCUUAG